AUGCUGUGGGUUACCUUGCUGAGCACCAUAGCCUUAGGAUGGACCACCCCGAUCCCACUAAUAGAGGACUCCGAGGAGAUCGACGAGCCCUGCUUCGAGCCCUGCUACUGCGAAGUCAAAGAGGGCAUUUUCCACGUCCACUGUGACAGUAAAGGAUUUACAAAUGUCAGCCAGAUCUCGCAGAUAUGGAGCCGGCCUUUCAAACUCAACCUGCAGAGAAAUUCCAUGAGGAAGCUUUACUUCAAUAGCUUCCUCCAUCUAAACAAUGCCAUUUCCAUCAAUCUGGGUAACAACGCAUUGCAAGAUAUCCACGCUGGAGCGUUCAAUGGCUUAGGAAUACUCAAACGGCUGUUCCUACAUGAAAACAAACUAGAAGUUUUCCGGAAUGACACUUUUCUGGGGUUGGAGAGUUUAGAGUAUCUCCAGGCGGACUACAAUGUUAUCAAAAGGAUUGAAAGUGGUGCAUUCAGGCACCUUCACAAAUUGAGAGUGCUCAUACUAAAUGACAAUCUGAUCCCCGUGCUCCCAAAUUAUCUUUUCCGGUCUGUGUCACUCACACAUCUGGACCUCAGAGGAAACAGACUAAAGACACUGCCGUAUAGGGGCACGCUGGAGUACGUUGGGAGGAGCUUAAUGGAAAUCCAGCUGGAGGAGAAUCCCUGGAACUGUGUGUGUGAGAUUGUCCAAUUAAAAACGUGGCUAGAGAGAAUCCCUUAUACGGCUUUGGUAGGUGAGAUCACAUGUGAAUACCCAUUCCACCUACAUGGGAAAGACUUACGGGAAAUCAAGCGCAGUGAGCUCUGUCCGCUGCUCUCCGAUGCAGAGAUUGAGGCCAAGCUGGGAAUUCCCCGGGUCCCAUUUAGCAAUGAGAACACAUGGCCUACUAAACCUUCCUCCAUGCUCUCCUCCUUUCACAACACAGCAUCUUCUGUGGAAUACAAGGAAAGAGUUGUCAAGCCUACCAAACGACCUCGGCCCACAAAGAACCCCCCAACGCCUCGUAGCAUCUACCCAGGCAUCAACCAACCCCCUAUUGCUGGCUACCAAACAAGGCCUCCUAUCCCCAUAAUUUGUCCAGCUGGAUGUAUUUGCAACCUUCACAUCAAUGACCUGGGGCUGACGGUGAACUGCAAAGAGAAAAGCUUUCACAACAUCUCUGAGCUCCUCCCUCGGCCCCUCAAUGCCAAGAAAUUGUAUCUCAGUGGGAACCUAAUACAGAAAAUCUACCGUUCUGAUUUCUGGAAUUUCUCAAGUUUGGAUUUACUGCAUUUAGGGAAUAAUCGGAUAUCCUACGUCCAGGAGGGCGCCUUUAUUAACCUGCCAAAUUUGAAAAGUUUAUACCUGAAUGGAAAUGACAUUGAGAGGCUCACCCCUGGGAUGUUUCGAGGGCUUCAGAUGUUGAGUUAUCUUUACUUUGAGUAUAAUGUCAUACGUGAGAUACAACCCAACUCUUUCUCCCUAAUGCCAAAUCUCCAGCUGGUUUUCCUCAAUGACAAUCUCUUACGCUCCCUGCCCACUGACGCCUUCUCUGGCACCAAGCUUACACGCCUCAACCUUCGCAACAACUACUUCCUUUCCCUGCCUGUCCGUGGCGUUCUGGAGCAUCUGACCUCCAUUGUCCAGAUUGACCUCCACCAGAACCCCUGGGACUGCUCUUGUGAUAUAAUUCCCCUCAAACAGUGGCUGGAAAAGCUCUCCUCUGUCAUCGUGGUGGGAGAUGUCAUCUGCAAGACACCUAACUUUGCUUUAGGGAAGGAUCUGCGUUCACUGGAAGUUGAGGUCAUCUGUCCUGAGCUUAAGUAUUCCUCCGGUCCUUCGCCAGCCCUGCCUGGUGGGGAUGACCUCACCACGGGGAGCUCUGAUAUGGGGGAGGCAGGUGGGAGAGGAGCAGUUCCACUGUCUGUCCUCAUCCUCAGCCUGCUCAUACUAUUCAUCUCUGCUGUAUUUGUGGCUGCCGGGCUUUUCGCUUUCGUUCUCCGUCGCAGGAAGAAGCUACCCUUCCGGAAACGUUCUGAGGUAGAUCUGACAGGGAUCCAGAUGCAGUGCAGGAUUUUUGAGGACCCACCGAGGCAGAGUAGCGCCGGUAACACAGGCACACCAGAGAAACCGCCACCCAGUAUGCACACACACGCUCACACUAGUCACACACAUGCCCACGGUCACGUUUAUGAUUACAUCCCCCACCCGGUGACUCAGAUGUGUAACAACCCCAUCUAUAAGCCUAGAGAGGGCGAGAUAGCAGAGGAAGACAGAGCUCAGUUUUCAGAGAAGAAAGACAAUGGCAGUAGCAGUAGCAACAGUAACUACAGGACCUUGUUAGAGAAAGAGAGAGAGUGGACCCUGGCCGUCUCCAACUCUCAACUCAACACCAUUGUCACAGUCAACCACACCACGGCUGACAUGGCAGGAUUUCAUGAGAACGGAGGGCUCUGCCCUACAGUGAUUGACAGUCAGAGGCCCACGCCGACAGUGGGCUUUGUAGACUGUUUGUAUGGGACAGUACCCAAACUAAAGGACAUGCAUGUGGCGCAUGCGCACCCACCAGGCAUGCAGUACCCCGAUUUGCAGCAGGAUGCACGGCUGAAGGAGACAUUGCUUUUUACGGCGGGGAAAGGCUGCUACCCCGACCCGUCCCAAAGCGAUUACCUCGAGUUAAGGGCCAAACUUCAAACCAAGCCGGAUUACCUCGAAGUCUUGGAAAAAUCUUACCGGUUUUAA
This is a messenger RNA of Toxotes jaculatrix (banded archerfish), 2718 nucleotides long. It is a transcript of the gene slitrk3a, whose product is annotated as SLIT and NTRK-like family, member 3a. Gene Ontology annotation, biological process: regulation of presynapse assembly; axonogenesis; positive regulation of synapse assembly. The transcript has a single exon. Gene Ontology annotation, cellular component: postsynaptic density membrane; GABA-ergic synapse. Gene Ontology annotation, molecular function: protein binding. The coding region runs from base 1 to 2718 and encodes 905 amino acids. The record is from RefSeq and is a predicted model, not a curated record. NCBI's taxonomy places the organism in Eukaryota, Metazoa, Chordata, Actinopteri, Toxotidae.